This is a messenger RNA of Neoarius graeffei (lesser salmon catfish), 3945 nucleotides long. RefSeq names its product zinc finger and BTB domain containing 7B (gene zbtb7b). Gene Ontology annotation, molecular function: RNA polymerase II cis-regulatory region sequence-specific DNA binding; DNA-binding transcription factor activity, RNA polymerase II-specific; protein binding. The record is from RefSeq and is a predicted model, not a curated record. The transcript is spliced from 4 exons. NCBI's taxonomy places the organism in Eukaryota, Metazoa, Chordata, Actinopteri, Siluriformes, Ariidae. The coding region runs from base 370 to 1809 and encodes 479 amino acids. Gene Ontology annotation, biological process: positive regulation of gene expression; regulation of transcription by RNA polymerase II.
ACACACAGUCGUGCACAGUUGUGUGUGUGAUAAUCUUGUAAAGGCUAGCAGAGUCACAGAUGACACCAGGACACACACCUCCCACGCUGUUCCAAUCCCAUGAGCGCUUCCUGGUUGUCGCGAAGGGAGCAAAAGGGCCGACAGACAGACAGACAGACAGAGAGUGACCGCGCGCAGACAGGUGAGCGUAGUGCGCGCGGACGCUGGAUGUGCAUGCGUGUUGAGGUGACGGAGUGGGUUGCUACCGGAAGUGAGCGCGCCGGUCAGGUGGGACGCGGCGGAACCGCUCAGGUGGCACACAGGUGAGAGCAGUGAGACAGAUAUACAGACAGACAGAGGAGCACAGCUCAGUGUUUAUGGGAGGUGGCAAUGUCUCCUGGAGAGGAUGGUCUGAUUGGAAUCCCAUUCCCAGAACACAGCAAUGAGCUUUUGUCCCGCCUCAACGCUCAGCGCCGCUCUGGCCUGCUCUGUGACCUCACGCUGACCUCCCGUGGUGCCCGUUACCCCACACACCGUGCUGUCAUGGCCGCAGUCAGCCUGUAUUUCCGCCGGUUGUUUGGGGCGGAGGAAGUGGGUGAGGCUGGUGAAGUGAGUGAGGGCUGCAGCGUGUGCCAGCUGGACUGUGUGUCCCCAGAUGCCCUGGAUGCUCUGCUGGAGUUUGCCUAUACAGCUACAUUAACCAUCCGCUCAUCAGGCAUGCGUGAGGUCCUCGAGGGGGCCCAACUGCUCGGCAUCCAGUGCGUGGCUGAUGCUUGUCGCCACAUCUUGGGCGAGGUGGGAGAGAAUGAUGAGCUGGGUGGGGAGGGUGGCGAACUGAGUGGGGGGGGUGAGUUGGGUGUGGCCAACAAGGAAAGAGCAAGUUAUGCUGAGAAAGACCAAAAGACACCAUCACGCAGGAAACAAGACCGUCGCAAUGUAGAGAAGGCAUCGUCACCUGUACGUCCGGCAUGGAACACACAAUCCCAAGAGGACAAGCCUAAAUGUGAAGCUCCACCCACCCUUGAGCACAAACCCCACCCAUCACAGAAUGGAGCUUCACAAAGUGCUCAGCAGGUGGCGCUCAUGAAUGGAGGUGCGCACUGGCAUCCACAGUCAGUGAAAGAGGAGGAGUCAAAACCCGAGGGGCUCACACCUCCUCCGAACCACACCCCCUCUCAAGCUGAAAUAGCAGUGGGCGGAGCAGUAGAGGGUGUAGCCAGGAAGAGGAAGUCUCAGGCUCCUCAGCAGUGUCCCGUCUGCCAGAAGAUCAUCCACGGAGCAGGAAAGCUUCCACGUCACAUGAGGACACACACGGGCGAGAAACCAUUCCAGUGUAUGACCUGCGGUGUGCGCUUCACACGGAAUGAUAAAUUGAAGAUCCACAUGCGGAAGCACACAGGCGAGCGACCGUACUCUUGCCCCAGCUGCCCCGCCCGCUUCCUGCACUCCUAUGACCUGAAGAACCACCUGUCCCUGCACAGUGGUGUGCGGCCCUUCGAGUGUCCACUCUGUCACAAAGCCUUUGCCCGUGAGGACCACCUGCAGCGCCACCGCAAGGGCCUUGCCUGCCUUGAGCCUCGCCCACGUCUGGAGCUCCGCCCACGCCGUGCUCACCAUGCUGCCUCGCCACACUCUCCACUGUCACCACCAUCGUUAUCUCCAACAUCCUCAUCAUCCACCACGCCACACUUCUUGUUCCGGCAGGAAGUGGAGAACCCGGGCACUCCGUCACAUGGGCCAUUGAUCCCUGGAGGAAUGGCGUAUCUCCAGUGGAGGCUGAUGGAAGAGAGAGGGGGUACAGGAUGGAGGGAAGAUGAGGAGGAGUCUUAGAGUUUGCAAGUGUGUGUGUGUCAGAGAGAGAAAGAGAGAGAUUAUGCCGCUAAUUAAAGACCAACUUAAUGUACAAAUCACCAAAACUCUUAACAAAAGGAAUCUGAAUAGGAGAAACGGGUUAUUUUUUUCCUUCCCUUUUGUGUUUUUCUAAAAUGUGCUUAAAUUUGUUUUCGUUUGUGUAACACUGGAACGUCAGGGCUUUGAUCAUCUAAUGCGUUUUGUGUUCAACUUUAAUGAAAUAAAUGAAUAAUAGGUUGUUAAUAUAUUCAGGGUGAUGAAAUGUAGAAUUAAAUAAUACUGUGAGUUGAGCGAGAGAGGGGGGAUUUAUGGCGUUUAAACAGUGCUUUUUAAUUUAAAUCUGAAGUGUCUCUCCAAGAUUCUGUUCAAACGCCAUGGAAAGUGGUUUAUUAGUGAAACGCUGACACCUGGUGGUGUAGGACAUAACUGCACUUGCUCACUUCAGCCUCCGUGCACGUAACACACCCUCGUCUCAUCCACUUCUCCAACCCCUCUAAAGUGUACAACUUUAGUGUAAAGUCACCGGAGUGUGCAUAGAAGACACUGAAGUACACACACACCGACUGCGUUUUAAUGUAACCUAAACAUAACCCGAAAUCAGAUGUUUUAUAUUCAUUAAUUUCCUGAGCAACCCUGUCGCUACAGCCUCGUAGCCAACUGGGCAUUAUUGAAACCUCCUAGAGACAGCAUAGCAACCCCUUGGGACCUCAUAACAGCUACGUAGCAAGACCCUAGUAACCAGGUGACAUCGCAUCGCAACCACCUAGCAACACCCUAGCAACCAACAUCAUUAGCAUAACAAUAGCCUAGCCUAGGAAUAUGACACAUCGAGAGGGGAAGUGUUUUCCUGUGAAUUCCUAAAAUACACAAUCAGUUUAGCACUUAAACAGGUACAUGUCUGUACUUUGUCAUUUGUUGUUAUUAUUAUUCUUCACAGGAAGUUCAUGUCACUUCCUGUGUAGAUAACUAUGAGCUGUUGAGCCGUCUGUGGGUUUAUUUAUUAGUUAAAUGUUUAAUAUUUGUUUAAUGUUUGUCUUUAAAACACACUCACUCUUGUUUGUCUCUCUCUGGUUAGUGAUACUACAGUGAGGAGGGAAAGGCCCUAAUCCAGUAGGGGGCGUUGUGCUCCCACACACCAGCCUUCACGUGUUUUAGUACUUGUAUCUCUGUGUGCUUUCAUGUUGAAGGUGUGUCUCAAAUCAUAUAUCCAUAGUGCACGUGCAGUAGCGUGCUCACACUGGGAUAAAUUGCUUUUUUUUUGGAGCAGAUGGAAACUGGCCAAUCAGAACAAGAAAGAGCUGACAACAGGAACCAGUGACCAAUUAAGUGAGUGGCAGUGUGCUGAGUGUGUGAAAUGCCACACGGGUCAGAACAUUUUAAUUUCCUCUUUAAGCCCAAGCUUAAUAAACUUUUCAACUGGGAGCUUCACUGUUCUACUGAGUGAACAGUCAAUUCUGCAGAUUCUUCUUUUACUACCUGCUGCAGAGUUCAUACUUUUCUGUGGACAUGGAAUUGUUGGGGAUGGAGCUUGCUCUUCUGCAUGCCACUGGUCAUAUCCCAUCUUUACAAAAUAACAACCCUCUUAUCUACCAUUUCAGUCAUGUUUUUGGUUCCUCGGACAGUUUCAAAACAUUUGUUUACUCAGGUGGUGCCAGAACUCUGUGGUUCUGGUUAAUAGUUCUGUUAAUGCUUUAAGUCCAUUCUGACCAGUUUCACAGAUUGCAAUGUUUUUUAGUUCAAUUUAAGAAAAAUAAACCAAAUAACUGAAUCAGUCGUGUGUGUUUUAAAGAGAGGUUUUAGAACUGUGUGAGUAAAACUGCCUUCAAUUUCUCAGGAAUUAUAAAGCAAUGCACUGAAAGAAGUAUGUAAAUUAGCUGUGGAUAUUAUUAUCCCUUGUUUAUUUUUAUGGAAUACAGACAAUAUUUGAAAUUCCUAAAUAAAUAAUUAUAAAAGCCUAUAUUGUAUAGAAUUAUAGUUUAUUACACAGAAGUGGGUGUUGGUGAGGGAAUUAACAGGUAACUUUUAUCACUGUUAAUAAACAGAAAUAAUUACAUGCUGUAACUUUUCUCUGGUAUAAACAUACAUGGUCAAUAAACAGAGAAUAUUCUCAUAGAA